Mizuhopecten yessoensis (Yesso scallop) is the source of this 1634-nucleotide messenger RNA. RefSeq lists its product as uncharacterized. Gene Ontology annotation, cellular component: extracellular region. The transcript is spliced from 3 exons. The record is from RefSeq and is a predicted model, not a curated record. Gene Ontology annotation, molecular function: chitin binding. NCBI's taxonomy places the organism in Eukaryota, Metazoa, Mollusca, Bivalvia, Pectinida, Pectinidae. The coding region runs from base 48 to 728 and encodes 226 amino acids.
ACAGACAUAGUUUAUACCUAAUAACGGAUAUUUCUGAAAACAAGAGUAUGUUUUUCUCUAGUAUUCUAGUUUUAUUUCUGGUCGUGUGCUUUUCUAGAGCAGACAAUAUCUGCCAAGGAAAUACGGGAAUCCAAUGGAUAGCUGAUCCUGAUGACUGUUCCGUCUUCUACCUCUGUUUUAACUCAGCUUCGUACAAGUACAUGUGUCCCAUCAACUCCGUCCGAGAUUUCAUCACUAAAGCUUGUGUUCCGAAAGGAUCCACCUACGACACUUGUACAAAGAAAGAAGCAGCUGUUUGUUUACCCGAUGAUGGUUUUAAACCACAUCCGACCGGAAAUUGUGCGAAGUACGUCGAUUGUGAGAUGAUGAUGACCAGGGCUUCUGACGUCAGAUCCGCUACUAAGGAGUGUGACUACCCGCUGUUGUUUGACGAAGCCUCUGGACGUUGUCAGAUACCAGAAACCGCUGACUGUGGAACUCGCUCCGUCCCCAAGAAUCCAUGUGACUACGAAGUUAACCAGUGUAAGCAGGGUCACUGUAUCCCAUGUUACAUCCGGUUCCCCAGCUGUAACGAACUUCCGGAUGGUAUGAAUGCCUGGAACGGGCGGGAAAAUACGCCAUUCUUUGUCGUCUGUAAGAACGAGCGUGUGGUAUACCACGGACAAUGUCCAAAAAAGGACAGGAUUCAGCUGUUUGACCCCAAGGAGCGCGUGUGUGUACCACAGUGACAUUAAUACUAAACAAACAUCGAUAAAUGUCAUACGUUUUGGAGGACAGAAACGUAUCCUCCAUCUCUUUGUUUGUCAUCUGUGUGUGAUUUUUAAAGAAAAAACAAAAUUAUCAUUUUGAUGUUGUUCAUGUUAUUUAAAAUAUAUAUAUAAAAUAGUUUCUUUAGUUUUCGUAUUUUGAUUUAGUCGACCUGCCCUCAAGUCUCGAUACAAUCUCAUCGAGUCCUUAGGUCUCGAGGAUGACCUCUCUGAUAUUGACCUGUCCUUAAGUCUGGAGAUGACCUCUCCGUUUUUGAUCUGUCGUAAGAAUAGCUCAAUAAGAAUGCGCCUUUCUGUCGUGAGAAUAGCUCUUUAGAGCUAAUGUUUCAUGUUAUAUGUAAACGACAAAAAAAUCAAGUUUCUUGUAUCUUGACCUCUCCGCUAUUGACUUGUCCUCAAAUCUACGAAGUGAUCUCUCUGAUAUUGACCUGUCCUUAAGUCACGAGGUGAUCUCUCUGAUAUUGACCUGUCCUUAAGUCACGAGAUGACCUUUCCGUUAUUGACCUGUCCUUAAGUCACGAGAUGACCUUUCCGUUAUUGAUCUAUCAUAAGUCUGUAAAUGACCUCUCUGAUAUUGACCUGUCUUCAUGUUUCGAGAUAAUUUCACGGUAAUUUAUCAUAAUUAACUUAUGCAGGAGAAGUAUUUCUGUAUUACAACUGUAGGAGGCUUUUAUCUUCCAAGAUCUUGUUCAAAAGAAAAAAGAUGCAGUAACGAUUGAAAUUAGUUUUUUCAAUAUUGUUAAAUAUUUUCAAAGUGAUAAACAACAUUAUUGAUCUGUCUAUGAAAUGUUAAUAAGGAAACAAGUUGUAUGUGUGUUGUGGAGACUGGGAAACAAAAAAAUCAAAAAGAAAAUAAAAUCAUUGGGA